ACGAAUCUUGACUUAUCGUCGUUUUUCCUUUAAAUCAAUUUAAAUAUUCCUAUUUGAAUUGAACGUACAGAAUAUUAUAGAAAUGUCAACAAUAGAAGAUUUUUUAAUUGUUCCCUGGGUAGGGCCUAGCUCUUGUAAAAACAAUUUGACCGUAGCAGUUCUUUCUUCUAACAGUGAUAUUAUAGAAAGUGUUUCUGAAGCUAUAAUAGACGUGCACACCAAAGGAGAAUAUAGAUGGAAACUCGUUGUACUGCGUUCUUUUAGUUUGGAAGACAUCGUAAGACAGUCAGAUUUGACUGGUAAAUUAGCUAUAGACUUCGUAGUGCUGGCGAUGGACACGAGUCGAAUCUUCUGCGUUGAAUGGGCGAGAAAAAUGUUAGAACAAGUGCAUCCAGAUCUUAGAAUACGACGAGUAGUGCUGUUAAAUACCAGUGGUUUACCAAUAAACACAAUGGCUGUGAAUGCAAGUGAAAUAAUAUCAUUUACUUCAGAAAACAAACUUGAUUUAAUAAGUGGAAAUAUAUCAAAACCAGAAGAUGCUAAAUUUUUGGCCACUAGGAUAUUAAAGUAUAUAGAAGUCUCUAUUGGUAUUAAGACUGGCAUACCAAAUCUUAAUAUUUAAUGUUGUUAUUGGUAGGUUUAAAUAAGUUUGAAGCAGUAUGUCAAAAAAAUCAUUUACACAUUUCCAAAUCAUUUAUUAUACUUCAAUUGUACUACAAAAUAAUAGGAAGUUUUCUACAGUUACAAUUAUAUUUUACAUAAAUAAUAAACCAUUAUAGCAAUUUUCUUACUUGUGUAUCAAUCUCAUUCAACCUCAAGCUUCUCUUUCCAACCAGAAAUUAAAAAUAUUACUAUAAUAUUAGAUAAAAAA
Molecule: messenger RNA, 871 nt
Organism: Danaus plexippus (monarch butterfly)
Lineage: Eukaryota; Metazoa; Arthropoda; Insecta; Lepidoptera; Nymphalidae
Exons: 1
Coding region: 83-622 (179 amino acids)
Source: RefSeq, a predicted model, not a curated record